CCCAUUUAAUCACUAGCCCCAAUCCAGUAGCAUCUCAGCGCCGCUUCCUUGGGCGGAGGAGCCAAAUUGCCCCACCACGUCGCAAUUUCACGACCAAUUUAAGGUCAAACAAACGCCAUAGCAGCCCCCCAAAAAAAAAACGGUAGCCACCUGUGACUUCCUAGUUCCCAGUUGCCACCUGUCCUUUCCAGGGAAGCACCGCACUUUCCCUUCCAGUUUCCACACCCAACCACACCAUGUUACCCUUCUUCUUAAAAUAAACCCCAAGCCACUAUUCCACACGGCCAGUUCUUGUCAUUUUCAUACCACUACAAAACCCAAAUCCAAACCCAGACCUUACUUGAUAGCACACACCUCAUCAGAUCGAGUCGGAGAGCAAUGGCGAAUCUGACCGCCAUUACCCUCCUCCUCCUCACCACCAUCGCCGCCUCCUCCGCCGCCCCAGCUCCCGCCCCCGCCACCACGUACAUCAACCACACCGUCGGCGGGCUCAUCGGCUGGUUCUUCAACUCCACCUCCAACACUUCCUUCACUAACUACUCCUCCUGGGCUGCCUCCCAGACCUUCAAUCUCGGCGACUAUCUCGUUUUCAACACGGAGAAUCAGACGGUGAUUGAGACCCAGAACGCGACGGCGUACCGUCUCUGUACGGCGGACGACACGUCGGACGAGUCCACUUUCGUCUGGGGGGACGACACUCUGGGGAAGAUGACCAUUGUGGUGCCGUUGGUGACCGAGGGUGCUAACUACUACUUCUCCGACAACGGCGACGGCGAGCAAUGCCAGCAAGGCAUGGCCUUCGCUAUCGAAGUCCAACACGGCCUCGGCUUGCCGCCGAUUCUCAACCAGCCUCCGCCUCCGCCGUACACGCCGCCGCCGGCUUUGUCGCCGCCUGGAUCCGUCGACGGGACUCAGUCAUCGGGGAAUGGUGGAUUUAGGAGCGGCGCUAGUUUGAGCGGCGGGUUAUUGGUUGCGUUUAUGGUGAUUCUCAAUGUGUGAGGGGUUUGGGGUAGAUUUGUAAUUUUGGUUAUUGUUGUAUGUUAAAUCUGUAAUUUAUCCAUUUAUCCGGACUUGGUUAUUUACGUUUUACACAGACCAU
Messenger RNA from Fragaria vesca subsp. vesca, 1099 nucleotides. RefSeq lists its product as uncharacterized. Gene Ontology annotation, molecular function: electron transfer activity. The record is from RefSeq and is a predicted model, not a curated record. The transcript is spliced from 2 exons. The coding region runs from base 379 to 999 and encodes 206 amino acids. Gene Ontology annotation, cellular component: plasma membrane. Lineage: Eukaryota; Viridiplantae; Streptophyta; Magnoliopsida; Rosales; Rosaceae.